Brenthis ino (lesser marbled fritillary) is the source of this 1983-nucleotide messenger RNA. The record is from the annotation of a GenBank genome assembly. NCBI's taxonomy places the organism in Eukaryota, Metazoa, Arthropoda, Insecta, Lepidoptera, Nymphalidae.
AUGGAUGAAGAAAUAGUUAAGUUAAAAUCAGUGCUGAAAUCGCUUGUAGUAUCCAGCCCAACACAAGUAGAUGUCCGUACACUAAUGAAGGACUACCGAAACAUGGUGGGGUCCCAUUUACCAAUAGCUAAAUUUGGGUAUAAGGAUCCCACUUCAUUCCUCAAGGAACGAUGCAGUGAUAGUUUCAUGCUCCAAGGCCCAGCAGCAAAUCCUACAUUGACAUUAAUUGUGUCAGAAUCCUUAAAGCAUAUAGAUAAAUUUGUACAAAAGCAGAAAACAUCAGCCAUGGUCAAAGUGAAAGGUAAACGGAGAAGUAUUGCACAGUCUACUGUAAAACCACCUGAGAUAAAUCUCAUUACAAAAAGUUUCAUAGAUAAGAAAGAGAAAGAAAGAAAGAAUGUUCAUGAAAAUAUAGAUGCAAACAAAAAACAAAAUAUUGUUAAUGGAAAUGCUAAAAUUGAUAAACCAGCAAAUAGUUCAACACAAAAUCAUAGUCCAAAACAGGACCAUGAUCAGCCGUCUAAUGUUAAAGACAAUCGUAUAGCGGAAAAUAAUAAUUGCCCUCAAAGUGCUUUACACAACUUUCUUAAGAAAAGAACUGCUCUGUACAGCUCUAGUCAGUCUGUCAGUGACUCUGGUGAGAAAGAAGACUGUGACUCCGGGCGGCAGACAUCAUCCAGUUCAAGCAGUAGUAAAAGGAUGCAAUUAGAAGAAUUGAAAAAGGAAAUAAUAUUAAUUAUAAAUGAUUAUCCCGAUGGAGUGUGGUGCACGGAUUUGUUAAGGCUAUAUAGGGAGCGCUACAAACGCGAGCUGAACUUCUCUCGUUUCGGGUACACGAGCAUCCUGAGCCUGGCGUGCGCGCUGCCGCACGUGCGCGUGGCGCGGCAGCCGGGCGGCGACUGGCUGCUGAGCGACGCGGCGGCGCCCGCGCCGCGCCCGCCGCGCGCGCCCGCGCCGCGCCGCGCGCGCUCGCACGCCGACCCGGAGGACGCUCUGCCCGGCAUCGAUUUUGACGAGGACGUGUUCCCGGCGGACUGCGUGCACUUCCUGGAGGGCGUGCCGCGCGUGCGCGCCGCCGAAGCGCCAGGCGACAUGGUGGAGGUGGUGGUGGCCGAGGUGUACUCGCCCUCGCACUUCUGGCUGCAGCGCCUCGGCCCCGCGCACAACCUCGCCAUGGAGGACAUCAUGGACGAGAUGAACCAGUACUACAAGUUCGGCGAGGGGCGCACGCGCACGCUGGCGCCGGGCGCCGUGCGCGUGGGCCACUACUGCAGCAGCUGCUACGAGGGCGACUGGCACCGUUCGCUCAUCGUCAAGAUCGUCGACAGCGACACCGUCAAGGUGCGGCACGUGGACUACGGCACGGUGGAGCGCUGCGCGGCGGCGGAGCUGCGGCCGCUGCGGCGCGAGUGGGCGGCGCUGCCGGCGCAGGCGCAGCGCGCGCGCCUGGCUGCCGCGCGCCCCGCCGCGCGCCGCUGGCCGCGCGCCGCCGCGCUCGCCUUCCUGCACCUCGUGCGCGCGCGCCGCCUCGUGGCCAACGUGGUGGCCGCGCACGCCGAGCGCGACGAGCUCGAGGUGCUGCUCAUCGACACCUCCGGCCCCGACGACCGCUGCAUCGCCGCCGAGCUCGUGCGCGCCGGCCACGCGCUGCACCGCCCCGACGCCGCGCUGCACGUGAGUACCGCCCUCGGCUCCGACGACGACACCGACGUCUGCAGCGACGACUCGGCCUCGGCCUCGGCCUCGCAGGUGGCGCCGGGCGCCGCGCCGCGCAUGCCGGCCUGGGUCUGCGACGAGGACGACGCGCGUGCCGCGUGGCGCCGCGUGCGGGCGCUGCGCGCGCGCGUGCGGCCCCCCUCGCCCCCCUCGCCCCCCGCGCCCUCGCCCCUCGCGCCUUCGCCCCCCACGCCCGCGCCCCCCGCGCUGGCGGCGUACGCCAACAUACUACAACGACGACGCGAGCUGUUCAAUCAGCUGAAAAAG